UAAAAAGAAAUGGAUGUGAAUAUGAAGAGUGAAAUAAAUUGUGAUAAAAUAGAACAGGCAAGUCAGAUUAUUAAUGACUUAAACCAUGAUAAAAAUGUAACCGAGGAAGAGUUUCAAAAUUUCAUGCACCGUGUUACCGAAGUAGAAAAAAUAGUCAAGAAGUUAGCAUCUUCUGAUCUAAAGGAGCAAGAAUAUGGAAAAAAAUUAGCAGAUGAAAUUUUAAAAGAAAACGUUCAAAAGGAAAUUUAUGAAGAUGAAAAGAUAAAAAUUAAAACUAAUCGAUCAAUAAUUAACAAAUAUUCUUCAGAGGAGGAUAAUUCCUUCAAUGAUCCAAACAAGAUGUCGCGUGAAAUGUUUAUGAAGAGCAUAGAAGAUGAUGUUAGAAAACGAACUGAAGAUCGUAAGAUAAGAAAUGAACGAGCAGAAACAUUGAAAAGAAUUGGAAAUGGUGCAUUCAAAGAAGGGGAUUAUGAGAAGGCCGUGACUUAUUUUAGUAAAGCAUUAGAACAACGUAAAGAUUCGUCUGUAUUAUGGAAUAACCGUGCGUUAUCAUAUAUGAAUCUUGGAUUAUUCGAAAAGGCUUUACACGAUUGCGAAUGGGUGUUGAAACUAAAUGAUUCAAAUUUAAAAGCUCUUUUGAAUAGCGCUAAAUGUUAUAUGAAUCUUGGAAACAGGGAAAAGAGUAAAGAAUAUGUACAGAUCGCCAAAAACAGAAAUCCUCAUUUCAACAAAUUUAUUAAUGAAUUUGAAGAAAAUUUAGAGAAGAACUUUAACCAAUUCAAUAUUCAGAUAAUUACUGAUGAAAUAUAGCUUUUUUAAAGAGAUAAUGUAUAAUAUUGUUUUAAUAUAAAGUAGUAUAAUAAAUUAGCAAUGAAAGUA
Molecule: messenger RNA, 879 nt
Organism: Cataglyphis hispanica
Lineage: Eukaryota; Metazoa; Arthropoda; Insecta; Hymenoptera; Formicidae
Product: tetratricopeptide repeat protein 12-like
Exons: 4
Coding region: 10-810 (266 amino acids)
Molecular function (GO): protein binding
Source: RefSeq, a predicted model, not a curated record